CAUAAAUUCUCUUACGCAACUCUAAAAAAUUAAUUAUAACUCCGGAAAACACAAUACACAACCUCGUAGUGAGAACUCACAAGCAGCGGAUUCGUUUUUCUUCGUCGACGAGCGGGCAUUCCACUCUCUGUUGGACGCCGUCCACAGUUGUCACCCCUGCGUAGUUGUUCUCGGGCAAGUAGUGAGGAAGGUUGGAACUCUAGGGCUUUCCCAAAAUCCUGUGAGUUAGUUCUGUUUGAGCAUCUGUAUUGACAUGGCGGCCUCUUUCCGAGCAUUCCUGAACAGUCCAGUUGGUCCAAAAACAACCCAUUUUUGGGGACCUGUUGCCAAUUGGGGAUUUGUUGCUGCAGGGCUGGCGGACAUGAAUAAGCCUCCCGAAAUGAUCUCAGGCAACAUGACUGCAGCAAUGUGUGUAUAUUCAGCUUUGUUCAUGAGAUUUGCAUGGAUGGUCCAACCACGCAACUAUCUGCUGCUCGCUUGUCAUGCUUCAAAUGAGACUGUGCAACUGUACCAACUCUCCCGCUGGGCAAAGGGAAACGGGUACUUGUCAGAGAAGAAGGAGGAAGGUGCAUCCAAGUAAAUUGAUGCUGAUUUUCCUUUUACUAUGCCCAUGUUAAUAAAAUACUCUGCCCAUGGGAGUCAUGUAAAGCAUUUUGCUUUUGAUCAGUCAAAUGCAAGAAUGAGUUGAUUAUAUGUGGUUUUUUUGUUGAUUGUAUCUUCUAUUUGACUGAUUAUUCAAAAUUCAAAACUUUCAGUAAUAAGCUGUGAAAUGACUUUGAUUGCAGAUUUUGGUUAA
Prosopis cineraria is the source of this 796-nucleotide messenger RNA. RefSeq names its product mitochondrial pyruvate carrier 1. Gene Ontology annotation, cellular component: mitochondrial inner membrane. Lineage: Eukaryota; Viridiplantae; Streptophyta; Magnoliopsida; Fabales; Fabaceae. Bases 254 to 580 code for a protein of 108 amino acids. Gene Ontology annotation, biological process: pyruvate import into mitochondria. The record is from RefSeq and is a predicted model, not a curated record. The transcript is spliced from 5 exons.